CAUUGGUGGAUUAUUAAUUUACUUCUUCUCUGGCUUUCUUUGGUGCUUCUACAUCUAUUACUGGAAACGCAAUGUCUAUGUUCCUAAAGGUCUUUGCCUUUUUCUUUUUGCUCCUUUUUGUGUGUUUUUUUAACCCCUUUUGUGUCUAUUUCUCAACUGCUCCAUCAACCAGUUCUAAUUUUGCUCAUUUGGGUUCUAUUAAUUCACUUACUUCUUUGUUCACUCCCUUUUACAAUCUGGAUUUGUGUUUCUUUUUACUAAUUUCACUCAUUACUUCCAGAUUCUUGGAGCUAUAAUCUUGAACUGCAUGCUAUAUUUGAUUCAUUUUGGUUUAGAUUGUAAAUGAUUACUAGUCCACAUUGUUUUUGGAUCAUCUACAUGUUCUUGUCAGAUAGAUUUCCCAAAAGGGUUGUUUUGAUUUGUGCAAGCUGAUGAUUCUUCUUUCUGUGUUUGUUAGCUGAAUUGUUAUAAAAAGAACUGUAAAAAACAACAUAUAUCCAUAAUAAUUUAGAGCUAAUGGAUGAUAUAUUAUGUUUGGAGCUUCUUCUCGGUUAAACUAAGGAUAUUUUAUUUGUUGUUCAAAUGGAAAAUAUGAUGUUUGUGAUUUAGAUAUUGUUUUGGUUGUGACUAAUUGCAAGAAACUAGUGGGGGAUGUGUUGGUAGGUGGCUAUGUUGAGCAUUGAACUUGUUAUUCAUAGAAUUCUAUUCCAUCUAAUAAAUUGAUGCUCUUUCAAAUGUUUGUAACGAUCAAGGCCAUGCCAUUUUACUGCAUCCUUCCGACGUUUGCUGAAUACGUGGUUGAACAUGAUUGGACGAAAUGCUAUCCGAGGGUACUCGAUGUCGGAUGGCGUGCCUAUGCCUUCCAUAUAGUUACUUAUCUUGCCUUUGUAGAGUUUUGUAUUUAUUGGAUGCAUAGGGCGCUGCAUGAUAUAAAGCCUCUUUAUAAGUAUCUCCAUGCUAAACAUCAUAUUUACAAUAAGAAAAUUACUCUCUCUCCCUUUGCUGGUUUGGCAUUUCACCCUGUUGAUGGGAUAUUGCAAGCAAUACCUCAUUUGUUUGCUCUAUUUCUCAUUCCAACUCAUUUUAGAACACAUAUUGUGCUACUAUUCUUCGAGGUGGUAUGGACGACGAACAUUCACGAUUGUAUCCACGCUCAAAUAUGGCCAGUUAUGGGUGCUGGUUACCACACGAUUCAUCAUACGAGAUACCGCUACAAUUAUGGGCAUUACUCCAUAUGGAUGGAUUGGAUGUUCGGUACGCUUCUUGACCCGAUUGAUACAGAAGCCAGGGGGUCGUGAUUGGUUGCUUCGACAUCAACUGCUAACUCGCUAUAGCUUUUGGUGAUUCUUUGAGUUUAAUGUAAAUCAAGUUGGUUAUUGAUGAGGGCAGGUGUUGUGGUAUGUUGCAGAAUAAAUUGGCAUUCCAGAGGCAAUUGGUGAAGCCAUUCAUACCAUCAAAUAAAGCAUUCAAUAUCAGAGUUGGAAUCCACAGGGAUUAUGUGCUGCUGCUGCUGCUAUUGGUAGGCAUUAGUUGCAUCUUUGUGUAUCAUAUUUAAAUGAAAACUUUGGUUUGAAAAAAUAGGAAAUGACUAUGUUUGGGGAAUGGAAUUCAUGACUUCCCC
Messenger RNA from Cucurbita maxima (winter squash), 1621 nucleotides. Its product is annotated as delta(7)-sterol-C5(6)-desaturase-like. Gene Ontology annotation, biological process: lipid biosynthetic process. NCBI's taxonomy places the organism in Eukaryota, Viridiplantae, Streptophyta, Magnoliopsida, Cucurbitales, Cucurbitaceae. The record is from RefSeq and is a predicted model, not a curated record. Gene Ontology annotation, molecular function: iron ion binding; oxidoreductase activity. Bases 723 to 1298 code for a protein of 191 amino acids. The transcript is spliced from 3 exons.